AUGUCAGGACAUCACCGCAUCACUCUCGCUGCCAACCCCCCCUACUUCGAUGGCGACAAGUCCAAAUACCUGGGCUUUGUGGACGCGUGCACCACUUACAUCGGUGCCUAUCGGUCAGAGUUCUCGCUGGACGAGACGAAAAUCCUCUUCGUCCUGUCCUACCUCCGCAAUGAGAGCGGCACAAGCUGCGCCGCCUCAAGAUGGGCGAUGAACUGGAAGCAGCACAAUUUCGAGGGCUUCCAAGGACUAAAGGCGGGAGUCACCGCGACAAGCUUCUUGGAGGAGCUUCAGAGGGCCUUUGGGGAUUCUAACGCAGAGCAAGUCGCUGCCGCCCGACUCAUGGCCCUUCGCCAGGGCAGACGGUCCUUCGCGGACUACAUCUCUGACUUCGAAAUGCUGGCUGCGGACGCGGGGUACAACGUGGUCGCCUCAACCGAUGACAAGGGCGAGUACAAGAAGGGGGAUCAGGACAACAUCCUCAUCGAGUUCCUCGAGCGCGGACUCAGCAGCGAAAUUGCAAGCCGCCUCUACAACACCGGCGUCCCCCUGCCCAAGGCAUAUGGUGCCUUCAAGAACUGGUGCGUCAACAUCGAGGCCAAUGCCUUGCGCGAUCAGCGGCGUAAGGCAUCCUAUGCGCACUCAACUCCGCGGCCCCCACCCCAAUUCCGCCCUCAGGCUGCACCAUCAGCACCUGCACCCGCUCCGGCCCGACCAGCGGCCAAUGAGCCGGUUCCGAUGGAGAUCGAUCGCACCCACGCCCGUGGCCGCAAUAUCAUCUGCUACAACUGUCAGCAGCCUGGGCACAUUGCGCGGAACUGCCCUGAGCCCAAGAAGAAGCGCACGUUCUUCAAUCGGGCCACAAUGCUAGAAGAGAUCGAGAACGGGGACAAGGACAACGAGUUCCUGAAGGAGAUCGCCGAGAAGCUGCGCGAGAAGGGUUUUUGA
Messenger RNA from Mycena citricolor, 945 nucleotides. Lineage: Eukaryota; Fungi; Basidiomycota; Agaricomycetes; Agaricales; Mycenaceae. The record is from the annotation of a GenBank genome assembly.